Trematosphaeria pertusa is the source of this 1260-nucleotide messenger RNA. RefSeq names its product NAD(P)-binding protein. NCBI's taxonomy places the organism in Eukaryota, Fungi, Ascomycota, Dothideomycetes, Pleosporales, Trematosphaeriaceae. The record is from RefSeq and is a predicted model, not a curated record. Gene Ontology annotation, molecular function: oxidoreductase activity. Bases 207 to 1007 code for a protein of 266 amino acids. Gene Ontology annotation, cellular component: membrane. The transcript has a single exon.
CGGUAGAGUAUUUCCACGCGUGUAGACUGCCUGAAGACCACUCAUUCAAACAUGGCUCGCCUGAGUUGGACGCCAGCGCUAUAUUGCUCACUGAGGCGGAGGCGUGUAGUUUGCAGACGAAGUCAUUUCAACCUUUCCGCGCUUCUGAGGACAACACUGCAUUUAGACUGACAGGUCUGGCUUAUUCUCUACGGCUUCCAGCCAGGAUGAAGGAUCUCAAAGGCAAGACAGCCGUCAUCACCGGCGGUGGAACCGGAAUCGGCCUCGCGCUUGCGCUCCAACUCGCAGAGCAAGGCUGCAACGUGGUCGUCUCCUCAACCUCCAAAGAGCGUCUCAGCGCAGGCGCCAAUCAGAUCCGCGAAGCCUCCCCGAACGUCAAAGUCUUCGACAUAAUCUGCGACGUGUCGGACCGCGCGGCCGUCAAGAACCUCAAAGCCGAGAUCACCAAAGCGGGCCUGCAAGUCGACAUCCUCGUCUGCAAUGCGGGAGUGACGACAAGCGGCCCCUAUCACAUGCACAGAGACUCCGACUGGGACUGGGUCUACGGCGUCGUGCUCCACGGCACGCAAUACUGCAUCCAAGAAUUCUACCCCGACAUGGUGGAGCGCCGGUCCGGCCACAUCGUCAUCAACGGCUCGCAAGCCGGCAUGGUGCCCAACUGGGUAACACUCCACGGGCCGUACACAUCCGCCAAAGCUGCCGUGCACGCACUGGGCGCCGCCAUGCGCCCCGAAGCUGCCGAGCACGGCGUCGGCGUGACCACGGUUGUUAUUGCAGGCACGCAAACGGAGAUCAUGAAGAGCGAGCGGAGUAGGCCGGACAGGUUUGGAGAGCCGCUCAAGGUCGAGGUUAAGAAGAGGGAGGCGAGGCGUGUGCCGGCGAGUGAGGUGGCGGGCCAGAUUUUGGACGGGAUUAGGCUGGAUAAGGGGUGGGUGGCUACGCAUCCAGAUUUGAAGGCGAGGACGAAGCAGUAUUUUGAUGAGAUUCUUGCGGCGUAUGAUCAUUAGGUUGCGUGUAAGUAGGAAUGGGGUGGCUAUUGUAGUAGCCUAUCAUUUGUCUUGGGUGCUUUGGUUCUCCAUCCCACUAGUACAACGCCUUGAAAGUCUCCUCGCUUCCAAUUACGAACCUGGACGAAUACGUGUGGAUAAGCAUAGUUGAAAAAGGUGGAGUUGCAUACGAUGCUCUUCUUCGGUACAGAGUAGCGGGAUACGGAUAAAAAUGCUCAAUUAUAAAAUAAUCUAUCUAAUCCCUCCUCGGCGU